AUGUGUCACAUACAAUUUAUAUUUAUUGUUUAUUUUUUAACUCAAGUUCGCAUAUUAACUGAACAAACAACUUUUAAUUCAUUUGUGACAAAUAAUAGAAAAUUAAAGUAUAAUGAAGUAUUUUUAAAUCAAUAUCAGCCUCUUAUUUUAAGUUCUUCAAGAAACAAUAGAAAUGUUCAAGUUACGGAAAGAGAUCGAUACAACAUUUUAAAUGAUUUUGAAUCACAAGAUACCAACAUUUUAUCGGAUCCAAAUAUUUAUAAAAACAGCCUUUUUGUAUCAGAUUAUGAUAAAUGUAAAAAAAAAGGAAAGAAUUUAAGAUUAAUCAUCGUGAUUUUGUCACAUCCUCUUAAUUAUUAUGCUAGAAAAUCUAUUAGAGAAACAUGGGGUCAGUUUCGACAAUACAAAGAAAUUCAAAUCCUUUUUUUCUUAGGUAUACGGACAGAUUUUUGGUUACAAAAACAAGUUUCAAAGGAGAUCAAGGUUUAUAAUGAUAUUAUACAAAGGUAUCUUCACGAUACAGAUGCAAACUUAAGUUAUAAAACUAAUUUUGCAUUGCAAUGGAUAAACGAGUAUUGUUCAGAAGCUAAAUUUAUGUUAAAAGUACACGAUAAUGUUUUUUUAAAUGUGCCACAGCUAAUGAUAUUUGUGAAAACUCAUAUGAAAUGUAAUAAUACUAUUUUUGCAAAAUUUUCACAAAAUAUUCCAUAUCUUUUUUGGAGCAAACAAAAUAAUUUAAAUUAUUUUGCAUCACAAUAUAAAAUGCCCCUCUUACCAGUUUUGGUUGGGGACACAUAUUUGCUGACUAAUGACACCGUAAAAAAAUUAUUUAAGAAAGCUUUGGAAAAGAAAGCAGCUAGAAUAAAUGAUAUUGUUAUGACUAGUAUUAUAGCCGAAGAUCUUAAAAUUAAUCGCAGAAAUAUUGAUAAAUUUCUUUGUCAGCAUGAAAAAAUUGAUCCUUGUAAUUUACACGAAUGUAUUGUUUUGCAAAACGUUGAAUCUAACGAACAGCAUAAUUUAUGGAAAAUAUUGUUUGCUUGUGAUCACCAUUGUCCUCAAUAUCAUUGCUAUCAAUCAUUAGCAAAACUUGUGCUACCAAAUACUUAUAUCUUAUUUAUUUUAAUUGAAAAUUAA
Ceratosolen solmsi marchali is the source of this 1134-nucleotide messenger RNA. RefSeq names its product UDP-GalNAc:beta-1,3-N-acetylgalactosaminyltransferase 1-like. Gene Ontology annotation, biological process: protein O-linked glycosylation. Lineage: Eukaryota; Metazoa; Arthropoda; Insecta; Hymenoptera; Agaonidae. The transcript is spliced from 3 exons. Gene Ontology annotation, molecular function: hexosyltransferase activity. The coding region runs from base 1 to 1134 and encodes 377 amino acids. Gene Ontology annotation, cellular component: Golgi membrane. The record is from RefSeq and is a predicted model, not a curated record.